Molecule: messenger RNA, 4409 nt
Organism: Rhinolophus ferrumequinum (greater horseshoe bat)
Lineage: Eukaryota; Metazoa; Chordata; Mammalia; Chiroptera; Rhinolophidae
Gene: EBF4
Product: EBF family member 4
Exons: 16
Coding region: 159-2066 (635 amino acids)
Biological process (GO): regulation of transcription by RNA polymerase II
Molecular function (GO): DNA-binding transcription factor activity, RNA polymerase II-specific; RNA polymerase II cis-regulatory region sequence-specific DNA binding
Source: RefSeq, a predicted model, not a curated record
GAGGGAGCGCCCCAGAAGCUAGUGCGCACGGAGUCUCCGGGACUCCGCGCUGCGCUGUUAGAGGCGCCGAGUGCCGUCGGGUCCGGAGGAGCUGAGACACCCGCAGUCUCAGCGGGAGCGGAUCCCCGGCGGUGGGGGCGCCCACCCACUGCGCCCUCAUGUUCCCUGCGCAGGACGCUCUGCCCCGCGGCGGGCUGAACCUGAAGGAGGAGCCGCUGCUGCCUGCCAGCCUGGGCUCGGUGCGCUCCUGGAUGCAGGGCGCGGGCAUCCUGGACGCCAGCACCGCGGCGCAGAGUGGCGUGGGCCUGGCACGAGCACAUUUUGAGAAGCAGCCUCCUUCCAACCUCAGGAAAUCCAACUUCUUCCACUUCGUGCUGGCCAUGUAUGACCGGCAGGGGCAGCCCGUGGAGGUGGAGCGCACAGCCUUCAUUGACUUCGUGGAAAAGGACCGAGAGCCUGGGGCUGAAAAGACGAACAAUGGGAUCCAUUACCGCCUCAGGCUGGUGUAUAACAAUGGACUUCGGACAGAACAGGACCUCUAUGUGCGUCUGAUUGACUCCAUGUCCAAACAGGCCAUCAUCUAUGAGGGGCAGGACAAGAACCCUGAAAUGUGCCGAGUGCUGCUCACUCACGAGAUCAUGUGCAGCCGGUGCUGUGACCGGAAGAGCUGUGGCAACCGGAAUGAGACGCCCUCAGACCCCGUCAUUAUUGACAGGUUCUUCCUCAAGUUCUUCCUCAAAUGCAACCAGAACUGCCUAAAGAACGCAGGGAAUCCCAGAGACAUGCGCCGCUUCCAGGUGGUGGUGUCCACGACGGUGAGCGUGGACGGCCACGUGCUGGCCGUGUCCGACAACAUGUUUGUGCACAACAACUCCAAGCAUGGCCGCAGGGCGCGCCGCCUGGACCCCUCCGAAGGUCAGGAUCCCUGGCCCACCCCGGCUGCCACAGGCGCAGCCAGCCCCCAGUCCCCACCUUGGCGCCCGUCCCUGACCCAGCUCCUCUCCUGCCUCCCAGCUGCCACUCCCUGCAUCAAGGCCAUCAGCCCUGGGGAGGGAUGGACCACGGGCGGCGCCACCGUCAUUGUCAUCGGCGACAACUUCUUCGACGGGUUGCAGGUCGUGUUCGGGAACGUGCUCGUGUGGAGCGAGCUCAUCACGCCCCACGCCAUACGGGUGCAGACGCCUCCGCGGCACAUUCCCGGGGUGGUGGAGGUGACUCUGUCCUACAAGUCCAAGCAAUUUUGCAAGGGAGCCCCCGGCCGCUUUGUCUACACAGCCCUGAAUGAGCCCACCAUUGACUACGGAUUCCAGAGGCUACAGAAAGUCAUUCCCAGGCACCCUGGAGAUCCAGAGAGGCUGCCCAAGGAAGUGCUGUUGAAGCGGGCGGCCGACUUGGCGGAGGCCCUGUACGGAGUGCCCAGCAGUAACCAGGAGCUCCUCCUGAAGCGGGCGGCGGACGUGGCCGAGGCUCUGUACAGCGCCCCCCGAGCACCCGCACCGCUCGGACCCCUGGCUCCCAGCCAUCCGCACGCCGCCGUCGUGGGUAUCAACGCCUUCAGCAGCCCCCUGGCUAUCGCCGUCGGGGACGCCACGCCAGGCCCGGAGCCGGGCUACGCGCGCAGCUGCAGCAGCGCGUCCCCCCGCGGGUUCGCGCCCAGCCCCGGCUCGCAGCAGAGCAGCUACGGCAGUGGCCUCGGAGCUGGCCUCGGCGGCUACGGGGCACCAGGCGUGGCCGGCCUCGGCGUGCCCGGGUCCCCUAGCUUCCUCAAUGGCUCCACGGCCACCUCACCCUUUGCCAUCAUGCCCUCUAGCCCCCCGCUGGCUGCUGCCUCCUCCAUGUCCCUCCCGGCUGCUGCCCAUACCACCAGCGUCUUCUCCUUCUCGCCUGUCAACAUGAUCUCCGCUGUCAAACAGAGGAGCGCCUUCGCCCCCGUGCUGCGCCCACCCAGCUCCCCACCCCAGGCCUGCCCCAGAGUCCACGGAGAGGGGCUUCCAGACCAGCCUUUUGAGGAUUCUGAGAAGUUCCACUCUCCAGCCCGGGGGCUUCAGGGCCUGGCGUACUCCUAAUGACGGUCUACAGGUCUGGCCCCCAUUGAGCCCGACUGGAGGUGCCUCCAGGAUUCACACCCAUGUCCUGAAUGGCAGCACAGACAGUUCAAGGGCCUGGGCUGUGGGUAGACCUCAACCUACAGGCCUGAAUGGGGAGAGGACUUCGUCCCCAUGCUCAAGGUCCCCCCAGCCCUACAGGCUUCUCUCACCACCCUUUCUUGGGGCUGGUCGGAAGCCCCAACACUGUGUGGAUGCUCUUGGCAGGAGAGCAUCCUGGGGAGGUACUGGGAUGUGGGACCUCACUGGCUGGGUCCGUUCCUCUGGAAGAGAUGGACUUUGUGCAGACUAAGGGCAUUGGAUGACAGGAGCACAGGAAGGGGACUGUGGGAAAAAGGACAGCUCAGGGAGAGGUGGCCUAGGAAGGUCCCAUUUGCGUCGGACCCAUCUCACCAGCCCAGCAUCUCAACUUCUCUCCAGGGCAAGGGGGGUGCCCAGCAGCCUCAGGAGACCUUCCCAGGCUCCCAUGGAGCUUCUGAUGGCUGCUUUACCCCACGGCUGCCCCACUCCCAUUGUGGACUGCACACUCAUGCUUGCCACAUCAUGAAUCCCAGUGGGGGCUUCAGGCAUGGCGGGUGCAAAACGGGAUGCAGGCCCUCUGAAUUGUGGGUCUUCCCCCCAAUGGAUGUCUCAUGGACUCUGGCCCCCACACAUAUGACUUACUGGUCCCAUAGAAACAUGGAAUGGGCCCAGCUGCCCCUGGCCUCAAACUUCACUCUGCUGAGGUUGGAGAAAAUAAUAAACACUGAUGCAGGUGGCCACCCGGCCUCUCUUGCCUGCUUCCUUGGCGUGGAUCUACUUUUCUUAGUGGUUCUGCAGCUCUCAUGGGGGCCCCUCCAAACCGUAUCCCUGAACAGCCUUCUUGCACCUUGGACUUUUUCAACAGCCCCAGAGUUUAAUUAAGCAAGUAUUCCCUGCCCGGGUCUGUUCUUGGGAACUGUGGGGGAAGUGGGGAGCAGGUUGGGAGGCCUGAGGACCCGGAACACGGGCUCAGCCCUGAGAGCAGAAUCUGGCCACUGAGGACUGUUCCCCAGCUGUCCGGCCAGGACCAAGGUGGGAAUUGUCUGCCACCAAGGUGGGAGUCGCUGGGAACCACAACAGAGCAAACUAAAUACUACCCAGAUUUACAAAGACUCAGAAGUAAGAGCCUUCCUGACCAGAGGCUGCAGGGCCUCACCUGAGUUGGGCAGAGUAGCUUUUGGUUCCCAAGGUUGCUAUCUGAGCAAGUCCCAAUUCCCUACCCUCCUCCCCAGGCCUAAGCACCUUCUGGCUCUCCUAAAGUUUGGAAGGAGAGGUGGUAAAGGUAUAAGAUUCCUGGGCUCAGUUACUCCCUCCUGGGAUGAAUCCCUGUCAUCCCCAAGGCAUGUCCCCUAGACCCAAAGGUCUAGCUGGCUGACCCUGGAAGCCACUUUUUUGACCCACUGUCCAGGGAGCCCAGUAUCCAGCCCCAAGCCUCAGACUUUCUUCUCUCUUCUCCUGGCAACACUCCUUGGCCUCGAAACCCUGUCCUUCCUGAACUCGUGCUCAUGCCUUGCAGCCCUCUGGACAAAUACACUUGCUAAGGCAGAUGGGCUGGUCCUGCCACUUCCUUCUCUUGUGUUCUUGGCCAAUGUCUGGGACCCAGUGCCUUCUGGGUAGCCUUCUGGUCAUCCUGCCCUAUCCUCAGUGCUCACCUGUUCUCCCCCUCAGUUCCCACUUCCAGCCUAUGUUGCAGAGCCCUGGAGCCUGCCAGCCCAUGCCCUGCUCUCAUCAGGCUCUGAGCAGUUCCCAGUGCCAGGGUCCCUCCCAGGCUGAGCACCUGCAGAACUCUAAUCUGUACUGGAUACAGGUGGUUACUGGACAGUGGUCAUAUUCUGGUUCCUGAGAUGGGUCAGGUGCCAUUGGGUCGAUAGAUAUGAAUGAGAUGUACUAUCUAUUCUCAAAGAUCUGUCAACUACUCAAGCAACCAUUUGAAUCAACACUGCCCACUCCCUGGUCCACAGCAAGCAGAACUAAACAAUUAUGAUGUUUGCUAUGGACUGAAUUAUGUCCUCCCAAAAUUCAUACAUUGAAGCCCUCAUCCUUCCCCCGCCCCUCUGUGACUGUAUUGGAAGAUAAGGCCUUUAAGGAGGGUGAUUAAGGUUAAAUAAAAACAUGAGAGUAGGGACCCUAAUCUGAUAAAAACUUGUGUCCUUGUAAGAAGAGACUCCAAAGGUCUCUACACCAUGUGAGGACACAGUGAGAAGGUGGCUGUCUACAAGCCGGGAAGAGAGUCCUCAUCAGGAACCAAAUCAUCUGGCACCUUGAUUUGGUCCUUCUAAUUUC